AUGACUGUAAUCUCCAAUGAGAAGAAUGAGUUAAUCCCUACAAGAACAGUGACUGGUUGGAAGAUGUGCAUAGAUUAUAGAAGACUGAAUGAUGCUACAAGGAAAUAUCAUUUCUCUCUCCCCUUCAUUGAUCAGAUGUUGGAAAGAUUGGCAGGCCAUGCUUAUUAUUGCUUCGUGGAUGGGUAUUCCAGAUGCCAAGAAACUAAACUGGUAUUGAAUUGGGAGAAAUGCCAUUUCAUGGUUCAUGAAGGGAUAGUUCUUGGGCAUAAAGUUUCAAGCAAAGGUAUAGAAGUUGACAAAGCUAAAAUAGAAAUCAUUGAAAAGCUUCCUAUACCUGUUAAUGUGAAAGCAGUAAGGAGUUUUCUUGGGCAUGCUGGUUUUUACAGGAGGUUCAUCAAAUAUUUCUCAAAAAUAGCAAAACCAUUGAGUAAUUUGCUAAUGAUUGAUAGCCCUUUCAUCUUUGAUGAUAAUUUCAAGCAUGCCUUUGAAAAUUUAAAGAGAAAACUCAUUACAGCACCAAUUAUCACACCCCCUGAUUGGGAAUUACCUUUUGAACUUAUGUCUGAUGCAAGUGACUUUGUAAUUGGUGCUAUGUUGGGGCAAAAGAAAGACAAGAUGCACCAUGUCAUAUAUUAUGCUAGCAAGGUGUUAAAUGAAGCAUAG
Molecule: messenger RNA, 663 nt
Organism: Arachis duranensis
Lineage: Eukaryota; Viridiplantae; Streptophyta; Magnoliopsida; Fabales; Fabaceae
Exons: 2
Coding region: 1-663 (220 amino acids)
Source: RefSeq, a predicted model, not a curated record